AUGGCCUUCUUAAGCAGCCCCGCCCUACGCAUCCCGAGCCACACUGCGCACCGAGUAAGGCCCCUCAUCACGCAGCGCCCGCCCAUGCCGUUCUCGCUUCCGCGCUUCCGCAUGUCGUCGUCGACGCCCACUGCGGGCACGCCCGGCACGGGCAAGAUGCCUGCGGAGAAGGACGCUCGAUCUAUGACCGCCGACGAUUGGCGCAAGGUCUUGUCGCGACAGGAGUUCAACAUUCUCCGCGAGAAGGGUACUGAGCGCCCCGGCUCGGGCGAGUACGAUGGCUUCUAUCCCAAGGAGGGCCACUUUGCGUGUCGUGGGUGUGGUAACCCAAUCUAUUCGGCCGAGGCCAAGUUUCAGUCCGGCUGUGGGUGGCCUGCGUUCGAUAAGUGUUACAAAGGUAGCAUUCGCACCGAGACGGAUGCCUCGCUUGGCAUGAAGAGAGUGGAGAUUAUGUGUGGGGCUUGCGAUGGCCAUUUGGGUCAUGUGUUCGAAGGGGAGGGGAUGACGCCGACGAAUGAACGGCACUGCGUGAACUCUGUUAGUAUUAAGUUUGUUGACGGGAAGGUGGAGAAGGAGGAAGUCAAGGUCGUUUGAGAGGGAGGCGGUGCGAUGUUCUGACGCUGUAUGUAUUUGUGGGUAAGUGAGAAUCAGGUACUUGCCGUGAUCAUCAUAAUAAAGACAUGGAGCCCAAUUUGCUCGCACACCACGAAGUUGAAGUUGCCGAUCUCUCAUGUGAAAUGAUCAAGCAUCAUCUUCGUAGGGCCGGGCGAUUAGGCUGAUGCACUUCAUUCCUGCACA
Molecule: messenger RNA, 798 nt
Organism: Chondrus crispus (carragheen)
Lineage: Eukaryota; Rhodophyta; Florideophyceae; Gigartinales; Gigartinaceae
Exons: 2
Coding region: 1-594 (197 amino acids)
Biological process (GO): protein repair; response to oxidative stress
Molecular function (GO): peptide-methionine (R)-S-oxide reductase activity
Source: RefSeq, a predicted model, not a curated record